This is a messenger RNA of Seriola dumerili (greater amberjack), 1972 nucleotides long. RefSeq names its product DnaJ heat shock protein family (Hsp40) member C1 (gene dnajc1). The transcript is spliced from 12 exons. Lineage: Eukaryota; Metazoa; Chordata; Actinopteri; Carangiformes; Carangidae. Gene Ontology annotation, cellular component: endomembrane system. The record is from RefSeq and is a predicted model, not a curated record. Bases 94 to 1650 code for a protein of 518 amino acids.
GUUUUCCUGGACCAGAUCUCUGAGCUGGCUCACGGACCGAGGAGCACUCUGUCUUGAACCAGCCUUUUCUCCCGCUGUAUCGGUCUCACGGUGAUGGGGGUCCGCGCGGGUCCGUGCGGGUCUCUGCUGGUCUGCCUUACCCUGUUGGUCACUGCGGUCCCCCCUCUGAACGCCUGGGAGGCGGAUCUGGAGCUGCUGGAUCUGGUGGAGGAGAUCCCGCAGACCUUCUACCAGUUCAUGUCCCUGAACCAGGAUGCCUCAGCAGCAGAGAUCAAGAAGGCGUACCGUCGUCUGUCUCUCACGCUGCAUCCUGACAAGAACAAAAACGAAGACGCAGAGACUCAGUUCAGACAGCUUGUUGCCAUUUAUGAAGUUCUGAAGGACGAGGAGAGACGACGCAGGUACGAUGACAUCCUGGUGAAUGGGCUUCCUGAUUGGCGGCAGCCGGUCUUCUACUACAGACGAGUGAGGAAGAUGAGUAACUCUGAGCUGGGAUUCCUCCUCUUCCUCAUCCUCACUGUGGGACAUUAUGCUGUCAUCUGGUCCAUCUACCUGGAGAAACAGCUGGACGAGCUGUUGAGUAAGAAGAAAAAAGAGAAGAAGAAGAAGGUGAGCUCCAGGCCUGUAGAGGAGCUCAGGUGUAUCGGCCAGGACCGCACUGACAGAGUUCAGGACAGGCCUCACUGGCAGGACAUCCUCCCUCUGAAGCUGAGCAUCUGGCUUUAUCUGUCCAUCAAAAACCUGCCUCAGACCGUCCAGGAGGUGAAGCAGUACUACGAGGACUACCAGCAGAUGAAGCAGCAGCAGAGAGAAGAAGCUGAAGCUGAACAGGAAGCUGUGACCAGAGAGAAGAGGCCGAAGCUCAAGAAGCCUAAGGUGGAGUUUCCAGUUUACGAGCCGUCUUCAGAGAACCUGAACUACCAGAGCUACGACCAGACCUCGUCCAUUGAGGAGAUUGAAGACCAGAUGGACACCUGGCUGCAGGACCACAGAGCUGGCAGGAAGAAGGCUGCAGAGUGGACAGAGGACGAGCUCAGUUUCCUCAGCAGGUUGAUGGUCAAAUUUCCAGGAGGAACUCCAGGUCGAUGGGAAAAGAUCGCUCAUGAACUGGGACGGUCGGUGUCUGAUGUGACGACUAAAGUCAAACAGGCGAAAGACAACGUGAGCCACACAUCAGGUCUGGUGAAGCUGUCAGACCUAAAGGGCCCUCAUCUUCCUGUGAGGUCACUUCCUGUUGCUGACAGUGCUAUGACGCAGAGGCUGGGAGGGGCCUGUGUGGAGGAAGAGGAAGGGGAAGAGGAGGAAGCAGCUCCAGCAGUCCGCAGGAGGAACAGGAAGUCUUCGACGGCAGCAGCAAGAGGGGAAGAGAUGAAGGUCAGAGGUCGUCGGCAGAGAGAUUUCGACCCAGCCAUGGUGGAGGAGGAUGACGAGGCGGAGCCUCACGAAAGCAGGGAGAAGGCAGACCCUGCUGCCUGGACUCAGAACCAACAGAAACUGCUGGAACUUGCUCUGCAACAGUUCCCCCGAGGAACCGCAGAACGCUGGGACCGCAUCGCCAAGGUGGUCCCUGCGAAGACCAAGGAGGAAUGUAUGAUUCGUUAUAAGAUGUUGGCUGAGCUCGUUCAGAAGAGGAAACAGGCCAAGAGCUGAUGAAAGGUCCUGAGCUCUGACUCCGCCUCUUCCUGCUUUCACCUGAAUCAGGUGACCUGUCAGAAAGGUGAUCAACCAGGUGACUUGUCAGCAGUGUUUUAUCUCUGUCCGGGUGAGCCGCUUCCUGAUUGGACUGAAUCAUAGUUUGUUUUAUUUGUAUGAUGUGGUGUCUCACCUGAUCAGGUGUGUUUUUAAAACCAAUGUGUCAAAGGUAGCAGGUAACCAGUCUGAGGCCUCCUGACCUCUGACCUCACAGCUUCAUGUGCCUUAGCUCUGUUCAGCAUGCUGUCAAUCAACUUCUGUUCAACUGAUCAAUAAAAAG